CCUAGCAACGCACCGGACCCAUGGAGACUGCAAGCAGUGUUUAAGUGAAGGAAUGCGAAUCUACAGCAGUCGAAACACACAGGAAAACAACAACACAUAACGGAUCGCUUAUGAAUUUUACGGACUGACUUCACAUCGUUGCUUUAAGGUGAAGAUGGGAUGCGUGAACUCCACAAACACCGCGGUCCAACCGCUGAAAGCCGACGAGGUGAAUGGAGACGAGGACAAGAUGGAAAGUAAACUCAGUGGUCGUGGAGACUCGGCCGUGUCGAAGGCCACUACAGACAGUGGGGUGGUGAUGGAGAACAGCGAGACACCUGGAGAGAUACCUGGAGCAGUGCCCAGAACACUCCCUCCUCUAACAUCUGAGAGCAUCAGAGAAAGUGAGGUGGCCAGAAUUACACAAGAGGACAUGCUUCUUCGGUAUAGUGAAGUAACUGAGCGUCAAAAGUCCAGUGUGAUCCUGGAGGAGCUGCUGAACCAGGGCAUCAUCACAAAGGAGCAGCCCAGAGAAAAGGGCAGCAGGGCUGGAGAAGCCUACAGCAUCACGCUGGAUGAUGGUGAAGGUGUCAGGCGCAGGCCUCCUGCAAGACUGGAGUCUCUUAAGGUCAAAAAAGCUCAAUGUGUCCACAGUAGAGAAGCGCUUGAAAAGAAGAUCAGGCUGGCUGCAGAGAGACGCAAGUUAAAAGAAAAUGAACUCAAGAUGCGUUUAAGGACCAAGUCUGCAUGUGUCCGUGUCCCCUGUACCGCCUCCACAGCUGAGGACGAAGACACACCCCUCACGCCUCUACCACCACGGCAUCCCAGAUGGACACGUGAAGAUGCAGAGGGAGGAGAGUGGGUGAGGGAGGAUAGAGGUGAUGGCAGGGAGUGUGAGGAAGAGGUGAAGAAGGUAGGAAAGAGAGAAAGGAGAGAGGAGGAAGUCGAUCAUAGAGAGGAAGGCAUAGAGAGGGAAGGUGAGGAGGAAGAAGAGGUGACCAAGGUAAGCUCCUUUACAGCCUUAGCGGAACUGGAGAGUGAUUUUAGCUUUCAACAUGCAGAAGACAAAGAAGAAGUAUUUUAAACUAUUACACAAAUGAGCCAUUAAUCAGCACAAUAUAGGGAUACAGAAAGAGGAAAGGAGCCAAAAAUAAUUCAUUUUGCAUGGACAUAGUUGUUUAAACUUGUAAAAUACAUGUAUCAGAAUUGUGUAAAAUAUAUUUUUAGUUUGUGAUUGACUUUAAAGUAGAAGCUAUUUUACUGUGAAGGUUUGCAGAAGAAGAACUGGAAAACACAAAGGAAUAUAAGGGUUUUCUAUUAAAUUCAAUGUAUUUUACCUCACUGAAUGCAUUAAUAAAGAGAAUAAAUUUUAUGCACUUAAUGCCAACAGACCAAAUGGAUUUUAAUGAGCAUUUUUUGCCCAGAACUGAGAAAAAUGACUGUUUGUUUUCCUGUCUCACACUGCAUGUGAAUGGUGUACUCUGUGCAGCUGUGCUGUUGCACAUAAGGUGGCGCUGUGUCAGUGAGUUAGACUGAGCCUGGAGUCUCAUCUGUAAGACAAGCUAUGAGGGACUGUUUUUGGCAAAAUGCAAGGAAAAGUUUUGUGCAAAAAGAUGUGUUUAAGGCAAAGUCAUUGUAAAUUAAAUUCUGAUUUUCCCCUUUUUUUCCAUGGUUCUGAGAGUGUGUGAA
Archocentrus centrarchus (flier cichlid) is the source of this 1668-nucleotide messenger RNA. It is a transcript of the gene stmnd1, whose product is annotated as stathmin domain containing 1. Bases 155 to 1063 code for a protein of 302 amino acids. The transcript is spliced from 5 exons. Lineage: Eukaryota; Metazoa; Chordata; Actinopteri; Cichliformes; Cichlidae. The record is from RefSeq and is a predicted model, not a curated record.